Molecule: messenger RNA, 681 nt
Organism: Mucor mucedo
Lineage: Eukaryota; Fungi; Mucoromycota; Mucoromycetes; Mucorales; Mucoraceae
Exons: 1
Coding region: 1-681 (226 amino acids)
Source: RefSeq, a predicted model, not a curated record
AUGAUGAACCAAGACUUUGAUAUUAACGCAAUUGAUGAUUUCAUUGACCUUCCUGAGAGCCCUCCUGCUUCUACAGCAGCGCCGCCACCUGUGGCACCAUUGUUUACAAGUCUGGCAGACGUGGAGCGUCAUAUGCGGGGUGUGAUCAAUGCUAUUGAUGGCCUGUAUGGGGAGGAUGGUUUGGCCGUAGUGGCAAACGUUCUUGAACAAGCUCGUGCCCAAUAUGUACCCCACCGACUUCAAGCUGCAGUGGACCGCAUUAAGGCUGAAAAAGAAGGCAUGCCCGCAGCAGCAAACACGGUCGGUCAAACGGUGGAAGAGGUGGUUGCUUCGUUGGCUGGUUGGUAUCGUCUUUGUGUUGCGGCCCCAAAGCCCCAUAAGUACUUGUACUGGGUGGAGCUUUUAACGAUGGUAAAAAGCGACCAGGUGAAUUGGUUGCCUUGGGGGUCCUUGUUGGUGACGAUGUUAGGAUGGAAAAGAUCGAAAUACUUCCGGAUUAUGAGAGCUUUACGUCGCCUGGAUUGGAUGGUGGAGCUUGUGGGCCUGUCCGGUGCUCGACUUAUGAUUGAGAAGGUGCCGUUUGAUUUUGUGGAGGGAUCUGCAAACCGCGACUGGGAGGAGUGGACGGCGGUGAUUCGUACGGACGAGGAUAUUGAAUUCAUGAAGACGGUGGAUUGUUAG